CGCUUUAAUAGCCGCCUAGAUGGCGCCACCGAAGUUAAGUUAAGUUUGUGUGCGGACAGCUGUUCGGUGGAAAGCAAACAAAUUCAUUUAUUGCCAUUUCACCGAUAAUUUCACAAUGACCCCCAGGAAAUGGGCCUAUCGCCUGCUGCCGGGUCUCAAGUGGCUGCAUGGGUAUACCGGCCAGGAUGCGGUGGCAGAUCUGAUAGCCGGAGUGACAGUUGGACUCACGGUGUUGCCCCAAGGAUUGGCCUAUGCAACGCUGGCGGGAUUGGAACCACAGUAUGGCCUGUACUCGGCUUUUGUGGGCGGCAUCAUAUACGUCAUGCUGGGCAGUUGCCGCCAGGUGACCAUUGGACCCACGGCAUUGCUCGCACUGAUGACCAGACGGCACACGGGAUUUGGCUUGGCAUCGGGUCCCGCCUACGCGAUACUCCUGUGCCUCAUUUCCGGCAUCGUUGAGCUGGGCAUGGCAGUGCUGAAGCUGGGCGCCCUGGUGGAUCUGAUAUCGCUGCCUGUUACCGUGGGAUUCACCUCGGCCACCGCUGUUAUUAUUGGCACAUCGCAGCUAAAGGGUUUGCUGGGUCUGCGAGGUGGAUCUGGUUCUGAUUUCAUCAACACCAUGCGCUCGGUCUUCGGAAAUCUUCGGGAUGUUCGACAAGGCGAUUUUACCUUGGGUCUGGUUUCCAUCGUGGUUCUGCUGCUGUUGAGGAAACUAAAAGACGUAAAGCUAAACGGGCGGAUCAGGAACUUGCGGGCUCAGCAACUGAUUAGCGGCAGCAUCUGGGUCAUAGCCACCGGACGGAAUGCUCUGGUUGUCCUGGUGACCAGUGUGCUGGCCUACAACACCUGUGAGCAAAUGGCUAGCUGUCCGUACAUCCUAACCGGAAAGGUUAAAAGCGGCCUGCCCAACGUCACGCUGCCCAAGUUGGAGACUACCAUUCUGGACAGGAAUGGCACCGAGAUCACACAGAACUUUGAACAGAUGCUCUCGGAAUUGGGUCCAUCUAUGAUAAUAUUGCCCAUAAUAGCUGUGCUAGGCAAUGUGGCCAUUUCAAAGGCGUUCGGAGGAGCUGGUCUGAGUCCCACGCGGGAACUUGUUGCUCUAUCCAUGAGCAAUAUUUGCGGUGCCUUCUGCAGCUCCAUGCCGGUCACAGGAUCCUUCUCGAGAAGCGCUGUUAACCACGCAAGUGGAGUGAGGACUCCACUGGGAGGCUGCUAUACAAGUGUACUGGUUCUCCUGGCUUUGGGUCUAUUGACGCCCUACUUCCAGUACAUCCCGAAGGCUGCCCUCAGUGCGGUGAUCAUCUCGGCGGUGAUAUUCAUGAUUGAGUUCGAGGUCAUCAAGCCGCUGUGGCGGUGCAGCCGGCGGGAGCUGCUCCCUGGAGCCAUUACUUUUGUGAUGAGCCUGGCGGUGGGCGUUGAAAUUGGCCUUCUGCUGGGCGUGGGUGCCGAUGUGGCCUUCCUGGUUUACCGAGCCGCUCGACCCGUUCUGAGUGUCUCCAAGCUGCAGACCAGCAAUGGCAUUAACUACAUUUUGAUUCGUCCAAAGCACAGUUCUCUGUACUUCCCGGCCAUCGAAUGGGUUCGCUCGGGCAUCUCUAAGGCCCUGAAUACUCACGGAACCGCGCCCGUGGUUCUGGAUUGUGCCCAUGUGCAUGACUUUGAUUUCACGGCAGCUCGAGGCAUGGGAUCGCUGCAAAAAGAGCUCUCCAAGGCGAACGUGCCUUUGUUCUUAAUGAGUGCCGACAAGGACAUUGGUGUUAUUCUAAAGGAGUCGACCAAUAUUGAUUUUCCCACGAUAGACUGCCCCGAUGAUUUGGAAUUCCUUCUAGAGCAAACUUGUUCCUCUGUUUGAAUACCCCCAAAAGCAACAAUGCUACAUCUUGCACCCUCCAUCUCCAAUAAUUCCUGAAACUUUCCUGUAACUGAAACUUUGUUCUUUCUAGCUCCCGACUAUGUCCUGCAUUUGCAGAUCUCAGCUCCGCUUGUCGAGUCGCGUCUAGUGCAUUGCGAUGCAGGAGAGCCAACUGAACUGAGUAAACUUAAUGGAAAAAGGACUUAAGUAGCAGAAAGCUCGUAUUGGAGCCUAUAAGGAUAUUGUUAAUUUUAAAUGUACUUAAGUAUGCGAUGCGGCACAAAAAAAUCUUAUUUAUGGCAAGUUCAACGGCGCUGCAUGAAAAUAAUUCAUGUUAUAAUUCUUAUUACAUUCGAUGCUCUCUAAACUUUAUUUCAUUUCCAACUAUUCCAUUCCUACGUUGAACUUUUCCCUCGUAUAUAUGUUAAGUUUAUAUUGUAUAUACAUCUACAUAAGAUA
Molecule: messenger RNA, 2314 nt
Organism: Drosophila takahashii
Lineage: Eukaryota; Metazoa; Arthropoda; Insecta; Diptera; Drosophilidae
Source: RefSeq, a predicted model, not a curated record